ACGGCUGGGCAAGAGCAAGAGGAGACAGUGCCUCACCAUGGCAGCUGCCUUGGAGCAGUUCUGUGGCUCUGUUUUCUGGAACUCCUCUUUCCUGAAUCGCAAUGAUGCUGACCUGCCACUCUGCUUUGAGCAGACUGUUCUCGUCUGGGUCCCUCUGGGCUUUGUCUGGCUCUUUGGUCCAUGGCAGGUUCUUCCUAUGUGCAGAUCUAGGAUGAAGAAAUCAUCAGUCACUCACAUUUACUUCAUUAAGCAGGCACUGACUGUGCUGCUCUUACUGAUAGCACUAACUGAGCUGAUCUUCACCACUGUCCAAGGCGUAGGGCAACAGUCAACCCCUGCGGUCCAGUACACAAAUCCUGUACUCUAUCUCAUCACCUGGGUACUUGUUUUGCUUAUCCAUGACAGCCGUCGCUUUGCCACAUGCAGGGACUCAUGGACUCUCUUCUUCUUCUUCAUCCUUUCUCUGCUCUGCGGCUUGUUUCAGCUGCAGACAUUGAUCCGGCAAGCAGUGCAGGGUGUCCUCUCUGACGUGCCACGUUUCUGCCUCUUCCUUCUGUCCUAUGGGAUUCAACUCCUCUUGAUGGUCAUCUCUGUUGUUUCUGACAUUGCCCCUGAAAUGAAGGAAGCUGCAAAGAAGAACCCAGAGAUCACAGCCUCUUUCCUGAGCUUCAUCACCUUCCACUGGUACAACAGGAUGUUGCUAAAAGGCUAUAAGAAGCCGCUGGAAAUGGAUGACCUCUGGGACUUGAAUGAUGCAGACAAGGCAAAUGUAGUUUUUGGCACAUUUGAGAAGAACAUGCAAACUGGCAUCAAAAAGGCCCAGCGGGAACUCGAGAUCCGGCAUCGCAAGAAGAGACAUCGGUCACCAAUUACUGACCACAGGAAUGGCUUAAGCAAGGCCCAGAGUCAAGAUGCGCUGGUUCUGGAAGAAAAAGACCAAAAGCAGAAGGGAAAGGGGGGCAAACGAGACUUCAGAGGUGACUACACGAAGCACUGGCUGAUCAUUGCUCUGAUGCGAACCUUUGCUGGGAACCUUAUGAAAGCAGUGGCUUUGAAAUUGGUGCAUGACCUGCUGGUGUUUGUGAGCCCACAGUUGCUGAAGCUGAUGAUCACCUUUGUGUCGGAUCAAGAGGCCUACAUCUGGCAUGGCUACCUCUAUGCAGUGCUGCUGUUUGUGACUGCCUUAGUGCAGUCUAUCUGUCUGCAGCAGUAUUUCCAACUCUGUUUCAAGCUGGGCAUGAGUGUACGCACCUCACUGAUGGCUGCCAUCUAUAAGAAGGCUCUCACAGUAUCCAAUGCCACCCGCAAGCAAUUUACUGUUGGUGAGACAGUGAACCUGAUGUCUGCCGAUGCCCAGCGCUUCAUGGACUUUACAAACUUUGUGCACCAGCUGUGGUCAUCUCCACUGCAGAUUGCACUGUCUAUUGUGUUCCUGUGGGAAGAACUGGGCCCUUCUAUGCUUGCUGGGAUUGGAGUCAUGGUGCUGCUUCUCCCCAUCAAUGCGGUGUUGGUCACCAAGGCCCGGGCCAUCCAGAUGAAGAACAUGACGAACAAGGAUGAGCGUAUGAAAAUAAUGAAUGAAAUACUCAGUGGCAUCAAGAUCUUGAAGCUGUUUGCCUGGGAGCCAUCGUUUGAGCAGCGAAUUGGACGGAUCCGGACACGAGAGCUGAAGGGGCUGCUGAAUUUUUCUUACCUGCAAGCGAUUUCCAUCUUUCUCUUCACCUGUGCUCCUGUCCUGGUCUCUGUGGCAACAUUUGCUGUGUAUGUAAUGGUGGAUGAGUCUCAUGUCUUAGAUGCACAGAAGGCCUUCACCUCUAUCUCUCUCUUUAAUGUGCUGCGCUUCCCCCUCACCAUGCUGCCACUGGUGCUGUCCUCCCUGGUUCAGGUCAACGUAUCUACAGAGCGGCUUGAACAGUACCUGGGCAGUGAUGACCUGGACACCUCUGCUGUAUGGCAUGACCCCAACCCUGGCUGUGCUGUGUAUUUCUCUGACUCUUCCUUUGCCUGGGAACGGAACUCUGAUGCCACCAUUAGAGACAUAACCCUGAAAAUUCCACAUGGGUGCUUGGUGGCCAUAGUGGGCCCCGUGGGAUCCGGAAAAUCCUCUUUGUUAUCAGCCAUAUUGGGUGAGAUGGAGAACAUCAAGGGGCAUAUCAAUAUUCAGGGCUCUGUGGCAUAUGUGCCUCAGCAAGCAUGGAUUCAAAAUGCCACGCUGAAGGAUAACAUCCUUUUUGGGUCACCCCUUGAUGAAGUCCGCUACCAAGAGGUGUUAAAGGCAUGUGCCCUCCUUCCAGACCUGCAGCUGCUUCCAGGAGGAGACCUCACAGAGAUUGGGGAGAAGGGCAUUAACCUAAGUGGAGGCCAGAAACAACGUGUUAGCUUGGCUAGAGCUGUAUACAACAAUGCAGAUGUCUACCUGCUGGAUGAUCCCCUCUCAGCUGUGGAUUCACAUGUAGGACGACACAUUUUUGACAAAGUACUGGGACCAGAUGGGCUGCUGCAGCAUAAAACACGGAUCCUAGUGACCCACAGCCUGAAUUUCUUGGCACAAGUUGAUGACAUUGUGAUGCUGGUGGCUGGAGCUGUGUCAGAACAGGGUUCUUAUAGCACGUUACUGGCUAAUGGUGGGGAAUUUGCUCAGUUACUCAGCACAUAUGGGAACCAGCAAGAGAACAUGCCUGAAGAGGAAGCCAUAGUGGGGAUAGGUGAGGAGCUGGAACUAGAUGGAGACCCUGAGCCUGGAGCUGAAGAGAUGCCAGCUGAUGUGGUGACCAUGACCCAGAAGAGCGAAGCCAGUAUCCAGCAGAAAAACUUCACCCGCAGCCUUAGCACCAGCAGCAACAUGUCCCUUGUCAGGGCCAGUCAAAGAAAACUGCAGAGGUUGAAGUCCAUGGAGGAAGUGAAGGGACAGCGGCUGAUUGAAAAGGAGGCUGUGGAAACUGGCAAGGUGAAGUUCUCUGUGUAUCUGCAGUAUUUGCAGGCUGUGGGCUGGGGAUUCUCAACACUGGUCUUCAUCGCCUACAUAGGGCAAUACGUAGCCUCAGUUGGUUCCAGCCUGUGGCUCAGUGACUGGACAGAUGAUGCUCUAAACCUGACCGAGACUUACUCAGCCGCCCAACGUGACAUGCGUGUUGGAGUCUUUGGGGCACUCGGUGUGGGCCAAGCUAUCUUUCUACUGGCCGGAUCCUUUCUUGCUGCCCGUGGUGCUGUUCAGGCCUCUGGCACCCUGCACCAGGAGCUGCUCAGUAACAUCCUCCGAGCGCCCAUGAGUUUCUUUGACACAACGCCAACAGGCCGCAUUGUGAAUAGGUUUGCCAAGGACAUUUUCACAGUGGAUGAGACCAUUCCGAUGUCAUUCCGCAGCUGGCUGAGCUGCUUUUUGGGAAUUCUCAGUACCUUGCUGCUAAUCUGCCUGGCUACACCUUACUUUGCAAUUGUCAUUCUGCCACUGGGUAUCCUCUACUACUUUGUUCAACAAUUCUAUGUGGCCACAUCUCGCCAGCUGCGGCGCCUGGACUCGGUCACCCGGUCUCCCAUCUAUUCCCACUUUGGUGAGACGGUGUCAGGUCUCUCUGUUAUCCGGGCCUACAGGCACCAAGAACGCUUCCUGCUGCACAAUGAGAAAAUUGUGGACUUUAAUCAGAAGUGUGUAUACUCUUCAAUUGUAUCCAACAGGUGGUUGGCUGUACGCCUUGAAUUAGUGGGGAAUCUGGUGGUUUUCUUUUCAGCACUGCUAGCUGUCUUCGCCAGAGGUUCUUCGACAAGCGGCAUUGUGGGACUCUCCAUCUCCUCAGCUCUCAACGUGACCCAGACACUGAACUGGUUGGUACGGAUGACAUCAGAGCUGGAGACCAAUAUUGUGGCUGUAGAACGAGUGCAUGAAUAUACACAGGUGGCAAAUGAGGCGCCAUGGGUGACAGCACAGAGACCACCUCCCAACUGGCCCAGUAAAGGGGAGAUCUGUAUCAAGGACUACCGGGUGCGUUAUCGACCUGAGCUAGAGCUGGUUCUUGAUGGGAUCAACUGUGAUAUCAAGACCACUGAGAAGGUUGGUGUUGUGGGCCGCACAGGAGCUGGGAAAUCCUCUCUCACUAAUUGCCUCUUUCGCAUCUUGGAAGCAGCUGGGGGAAAGAUCCUGAUUGAUGGGCUCGAUAUAGCCACCCUUGGCCUACAUGACCUGCGCCGGAACCUCACCAUCAUCCCGCAGGAUCCCAUUCUCUUUUCGGGGACCUUGCGCAUGAAUUUGGACCCAUUUGACCAGUACUCAGAUGAGGAAGUGUGGCGUGCUCUGGAGUUAGCGCACCUGAAGUCUUAUGUGCAUGACCUACCUGAGAGACUGUUACAUUUAGUGAGUGAAGCUGGAGAGAACUUAAGUGUGGGACAGAGACAACUUCUCUGUCUGGCCCGAGCCCUCCUCCGUAAAUCCAAAAUUCUGAUUCUGGAUGAGGCCACAGCAGCUGUUGACAUGGAAACAGAUCACUUGAUCCAAGAGACCAUCCGCAGCGAGUUUGCUAGUUGCACUGUGCUCACCAUUGCUCAUCGGCUACACACCAUCAUGGACAGCCACAGGGUGAUGGUGCUUCAGGCUGGGAAGAUUGUGGAGUUCAACAGCCCUGAGCAGCUGCUUCAAGAAGAUGGCAUCUUUGCUGACAUGGCAAAGGAUGCUGGUAUUGUUGGAAUCCAGAACACUGUCCUAUAUGAGACAAAGGCAGCCAGAUCGAGGCUGGGCUAACCAUAUUUCAGGACUGUUGUGGCUGUCCAAGGGCCAGCCUUUGCUUCUUUGUAAUAAUAUAUCUUAUCCAUUA
Eublepharis macularius is the source of this 4805-nucleotide messenger RNA. It is a transcript of the gene ABCC2, whose product is annotated as ATP binding cassette subfamily C member 2. Gene Ontology annotation, cellular component: apical plasma membrane. Bases 38 to 4732 code for a protein of 1564 amino acids. Gene Ontology annotation, biological process: transmembrane transport. The record is from RefSeq and is a predicted model, not a curated record. Gene Ontology annotation, molecular function: ATP binding; ABC-type transporter activity; ATP hydrolysis activity. NCBI's taxonomy places the organism in Eukaryota, Metazoa, Chordata, Lepidosauria, Squamata, Eublepharidae. The transcript is spliced from 32 exons.